CUCCUCUACCACUCAGAGAUAAUCAUUAUAAAUAGAGACUGCAAUAUGUUGGUUUAUUGAGUCACUGUUUACUCCUGUCAUGUUUGUUCAAGCCAUGUACUUUAACCUAGUCAUGGCUUUUUGGGACAGAAUUUGCAUAAUUAUGAGGCUGUUGUUUUAUUGGCUCUUCAUGGUCAUAAAGGAGAAGAGGUUAUCCAUAAACCCAAGACAGCAGGAAGGCCAAAGGUUGUUGAGUGUUGGUGACCGAAGAUACAAAGCUCUAGCGAUAUUGCUUUUUAGAUGAUCCAUAAUCAUGCCAUACUACGAAGGAAAAAUCAAGAAAAUGCUACCUAAGACAUAUCUUCGCAAACAUGUGGCCCAUGAAAUAUAUAUGGUACUGACUCACUUCAAAACUCUUCAACCCAUGAUGGAUAAAUAUGUUUACAAUGACGGAACCACAAAGGUCUUGAUGUGUCUAAGCGGAACUAUUCCUGUCAUGUUUAAAGACCAGACCUACAACAUCCCUAUAUGCCUGUGGGUCGAGGAUAGCUACCCCCAGACUGCCCCCAUCUGCUACGUCAGACCUACACCUGACAUGUGGAUAAUAACAGGAAAGUUUAUCUCCAGCGAUGGUGAAGUCAAACUGCCGUACCUGCAGGAAUGGAAACAUGGUGAGUGUGACCUAGUGAGCCUACUGCAGGUGAUGGCUGCGACAUUUGGAGAAUUUCCUCCAUUAUGUAAGCAGCAUCCAGAGCUUCAACAAGCCUCUUGUCGGCAACAGUAUCACAGGCAAGCAGAAGUGCUUUCAACGUCAGAUGGAAGUUUGUAUUUGUCUUUAGCCAGAGAAGAAGGUCAGCAAGAAAAUGAAACAAACUGUUAGUCUUCUGUGGACUUUAACGAUAAUUUGUGCUCUGUAUUUGUUUGUGUUGCCUAUAAAGAGUUUUAUCCUGUGCACAGUGUCAGAUGGUAUCCAUUGAAAUUUCAGACAAAUAGUUUAUUUUCAAAAAUUAAGUUUAUUUUUCAUUUGGACUGUAAAUGUCGAACAGCAACUAAGGAAAACAUAAUCAUCUGUGUAUGAUAUGGAGUGUAUUGCAUCCGUUGUGAAAAAAUGUUUUUCAUAUGUUUGUAACAGUUUACUUUUACUUUUCAAUGCCAGUGUGUUAACAAACAUGUAUUACUUUAUGAGCAGUUCAUAAAGUGUCAUCUCUCACAGACAAUCGUUGUAAUUAUCCACAACUGCUUUGGACUUUUGACCAGAGAAUAUUUUCACAUUCUACCGUGGAGAAGAGUUAGUUUUAUUUUUUAGUACUAUUUCCUCAAUUAUGAGCAUCAAUUAGGUUGAAAAAUUGUUAAUCUGUGAAAAAAAAUGUUGUUUUGCUUGUUAAUGUUACUGUUGAAAAUUGUGACUAUUUUGUAUUAAAAAAAGAUGCAUAGGGGAAAACCUACAUUUCACACAGCUUUUUCCAUAGACAGUAUAGUCAAAGCUAUUCCAAAAAACAGGAUCAUCUAUUGAUAUAAUACAAUUUGUUGUUACAACAACUAAUGCUGGUGUUAUGAAU
Messenger RNA from Scomber japonicus (chub mackerel), 1538 nucleotides. RefSeq lists its product as uncharacterized. The coding region runs from base 293 to 859 and encodes 188 amino acids. Lineage: Eukaryota; Metazoa; Chordata; Actinopteri; Scombriformes; Scombridae. Gene Ontology annotation, cellular component: ESCRT I complex. Gene Ontology annotation, biological process: protein modification process; endosome to lysosome transport; protein transport. Gene Ontology annotation, molecular function: ubiquitin binding. The transcript is spliced from 6 exons. The record is from RefSeq and is a predicted model, not a curated record.